UUAGCUUAGUAAACAAGCUAGGUAUGGACGCCACCAAAGUAGAAUCACCGCAGAAAGCGAAACCUAAAGCUCAGCCUCCAUUACCAGCUGUGUCGUUUUCAUCACUUCCAGACGAAAUCGUUUUGAUCUGCUUAGCCCGGACCUCUGUUUCUUACUACCGUUCCCUCUCCUUAGUCUGCAAGCGCUUUCACUCCCUCCUCUCUCCUCCAGAGAUCUACGCGACUCGAUCCCUUAUCGGAAUCACAGAGCCCCGCGUCUAUAUAUCCAUGUGGUCACCGAACGAUGGCAGUGGCUUGUUCAUUCUCCAGAACCUUGAUCAAACCCUAAUCAACAACGGCCAGAUUAAGGGUGAGCUAAGUUUAAAACCGGUAAAACUCUCUAACGCCUGUCCUCCUGAUCUGUUGAGCUUAACCAAUGUAGUCGUUGGUUCCGAAAUCUACCAAAUCGGCGGAGCCAUCAACGACAUCUACGCAACCAGAUCCGUUCGUGUGCUUGAUUGUCGGAGUCAUACAUGUCGCGUGCUCCUGACAUGGGAGUGUUAAGGAGAGGGGCCAAGUCUUGUUUUUUAGACGGGAAGAUAUAUGUCAUGGGAGGAUUGGUACAGAGAGGAGGUGGAUUCAUAUCUUGGGGUGAGGUUUUCGACCUAAAGACUCAAACUUGGAAGCCAUUGCCUUGCCCUGGCGAUAAUGGCGAAGUUCCGAAUGAAGACGUUGCAGUUUUUGGAGAAAGGUUAUACGUUUUCACCAAGAAUAACAACUAUGUAUAUGAUUCGGAAGAAGGAAGAUGGCUACCAGGAGUGGAUAUACAACAUAUAACUGGACCUCGAUAUGGUAUAAAGAAAGUUAUGGAACGUGUAACUGGACCUUGGUGCGUUGUAAAUAAUGUAAUGUUUACUGAUGAUAACCGUAAGUACAAGUGGUACAGCUCAAGUCACGGAAGGUGGUUUAAAUUUGAAGGUUUGAAUGAUAUAUACCAAAAGCGUGGUUAUGAUUACCGUACGAUUCAGUUAGUUAACUAUUGUGGGAAGCUGUUAAUUAUAUGGCACGAGGGGAUCAGGAUUCUAGAGGGGGAACAGCAUGUUUGCAGCCCUUACAAGAGAGUUUGGUGUGCGGUGAUUAGGUUGGAGGAGCAUUUGUCUUACUCUGUACCCCUGAUUCGUGGGAAGGUUGAACGGUUGAAUGUAAUUGUGCCUCCAAUUCACACGUCUUAUAACCUCUUGCAUAGGUUGAACCUCUUGAGAUGUCUAUUUGUAUCGGUUUGA
Camelina sativa (false flax) is the source of this 1261-nucleotide messenger RNA. NCBI's taxonomy places the organism in Eukaryota, Viridiplantae, Streptophyta, Magnoliopsida, Brassicales, Brassicaceae. The record is from RefSeq and is a predicted model, not a curated record.